Molecule: messenger RNA, 845 nt
Organism: Bolinopsis microptera
Lineage: Eukaryota; Metazoa; Ctenophora; Tentaculata; Lobata; Bolinopsidae
Exons: 5
Coding region: 26-583 (185 amino acids)
Source: RefSeq, a predicted model, not a curated record
CAUUUAUUGAGCUAAGUUCCUAAACAUGAAGCUGUUCACUUUCCUCGCCCUCAUCGGGAUGCUUGCAUUCGUCAACUGUGAUGCCAUCAAGUGCUUCCAAACUGUUGGUGAUAAGGUCGAAGAUAAGUUGUGUGCGGGAGAUGAUGUUGAUGCUACAAAAUGCAAGGGGCCGGAAUUUACAUACGCAGCAGGAAUUACUUCGUACGAUUACGGUUGUGGUGAAUGCGGUGCUGAUGCAGACUGUGAAGAAUGUGCCACUGCAAGCUGUAACGUGGAAAAGGUAGCGGCUGACGCCUUCGAGUGUGCCAAUUACGAGUGGAAAACUGACGAGUUUGUGGCAAAUGCUGCGAUGACCACCUGCAAGAGUAAGGCGAGCAUGACAGAACACGUGUGCAACAAGCCCGGUACAGCGGCAGCGUUAGAGGCAGAUUUCACCGCAGCAAACGCAGGAUGUGGACCCUGUUCAGUUGCACAAGAAAAGACCGAUAAAAAGUGCGCGGAAACGAGCACUGAAGUGAACAGUGCAGUGAGCAUGACAGCUCUACUCCUGCCCCUCAUCGCAGCUAUAUACGCUCUCUUCUAGACACAGUACUCUUCUAGACACACACGUACUCUAAUUUUAUUCUAAUACAAACUCUAAUUGUACCGCUCAGUAACCUUGGUAUAACGGCUCUCACUUCCAGCUUUGUAAACCUUGUCCUUGCUUAAUUCUUUGUAAUUAGCAAGAAUUCUGGUAAAGCUGAGCAAAGUGAUAUUUCUAAGUUGACAAAAACAAGAUUUAAAUAGAUAUGUUAAAAUGAUGUUUUGUAUAAUGUGAAUUGUUUAAUACAUCAUCUUUCCUUAAA